UAUCGGUAAAUAGUCAACAGUAUCCUCUUUCACAUCAGAGACAUCUAUAAAUAUUUGUAAAAGUAAAACUGCCUUCUGUCUUUUGGUACCGUACGAAGUAUAGAAAGCGGAAUCGAAUAAAAUCGAUGAGCCCGCCUCAGUGUUUCUAUUCUCCAAUAAACGCAGAGCGCUGUGCUCAUUAUUUCUCUUCUAAGGAACAUUAUAAUUUAAUCAUUUUCUCCAUAAAUAAAUGUCCCAGGAGUUUGCAAAUUUCUCACUUUGUAAACUUCAUCAAUACCCAUUUAUCCUAAUCAAAAUAUAGCUUUCGGGACACCAGUAAUUCGUUAAAACAUAAGUCCCCGAACUGUAGCGGGCAUCUGUCGCUCCAAGUUUUGCAGUCGACUGACCACCAUUUAUACCUACUCUUUCUUGAACGUCAUCAACUCUUGAUAAUGGAGUACUCGUAUUUAGGACAAAAUUCUUUCGAUGCCGGUAACUGUACCCUUCCUGGAAUGGAGAAUCCUCUAGCAGGAUGUAAUAUCCCCUGCACCUACGGGGACAGUAACCCCUUCGGCCAGAUGGCUGCCCAGGGAUACCGCUACAAUGGGGUGCGGAGUUUCCCACCAAACCCUAGCAUAAGUUCUGCAAGCUGUAGCAUGAUGCCUCGCCCGCGUGAUCACCCACAACCUCCUGUUUUCCCAACUGGCACAAGUCCAUGGCUUGGACAAUCUGAAAGUUUUACAAAGGGAUUGUCUUAUAAGAUGUAUCAACAUGACACUGGAAUAAGUCCUGAGAAACGUAAACAGCGGCGAAUCAGAACCACGUUUACCAGCGCACAGCUGAAGGAAUUGGAAAAGGCAUUCGCCGAGACUCAUUAUCCUGACAUCUACACGAGGGAGGAGAUUGCCAUGAAAACAGACCUCACAGAAGCCAGAGUACAGGUCUGGUUUCAAAAUCGUCGAGCAAAAUUCCGGAAAAUGGAAAGAGCCAAGCAGCAACAGCAACAAAGUCAGUCAAGUUCCUCAGUUAAACAGGAACCCAGCAACACCAGUGGAGGCAGCAACACAAGCAACAACAACAAUACAAGCAACUCUAACAACAACAACAAUAACAACACAUGCAAAGACAAAGUCAUCAAGUCAGAAGAGGCUCAAACUAAACCUCAGACAGAGGGAUCAAAAUGGCAUUCUACUGUAUCGAGUGGAAAAGUGACGCCAUCUUUAUCCAACGCUCCAUCACUUCCGGGACCGUACUCCAGUGUGCUAAAUUCACAUGGGCACGAAUUUCAUCAUACCUCAUCAUUGGAAAAGGGCGUUUCUCUUGCUGGAGGAAUUUUUUAAUGCUGUAUUACAAAAAUACUAAAAUGUAUUACAUGCGAUUUUAAAUAACAAUAGAAUUAUUGACUUGGACAUGCAUUCUAUCUGCGUCUUCCUUUUAAAAUUGCAUUUUUCCUCUUCCUUUUCUGACAUUGCACACUAAAUUACACGUUUGCAAUACUCAAGAUUGUGAAGUAGAUUACAAAUAUUAAUAAGACAGUAUUAUAUAUGAACAAUAUCCAACCUUGUGCAGUGAAUUGUUCUACGUGUAUCUAUUUGAUUGUCAUUGAUCAUAUGUACUUAUUUCAUUGUAAAUAAAUGGUUGUCCAUUA
Messenger RNA from Saccostrea cuccullata (small rock oyster), 1627 nucleotides. Its product is annotated as paired mesoderm homeobox protein 2A-like. NCBI's taxonomy places the organism in Eukaryota, Metazoa, Mollusca, Bivalvia, Ostreida, Ostreidae. Bases 432 to 1319 code for a protein of 295 amino acids. The transcript has 5 exons. The record is from RefSeq and is a predicted model, not a curated record. Gene Ontology annotation, biological process: regulation of transcription by RNA polymerase II. Gene Ontology annotation, molecular function: DNA-binding transcription factor activity, RNA polymerase II-specific; RNA polymerase II transcription regulatory region sequence-specific DNA binding.